GGCAGUGUGAGGCUGGAUCUGAUGCUGUGCUCCUGAUGAUUCCGAAUCCUGGACUCGGACGUCCUGGCAUUAAGAGCAUUAGGAUGGAUCUGUGUCGUAACGCUGUCUUCUGGGUCCUGCUGUGUGCAAUGAGUGGAGUGCGACUCACUCACCCUGAGUGUUCAAUCCUGCUGCACUUGCACGAGAGACAGGCUGAGUGUCAGGUUCGGAUGCAGGAAAGCUCAGCACAACCUCCUUCCAAAGUGAACCAAAGCACAGAUUGUCCGGUGGAGUGGGAUGGUGUAAACUGCUGGCCUGCUGCGCGAGUCGGAGAAAGUGUGUCAGUGUUCUGUCCACCAUCUCUGCAGAAACACAUCGUCAUCAUUCGUAACUGCACCAGUGACGGGUGGAGUGGUCAGAGUGUCCCCUAUUACACUGCCUGUCUUCAGGUGGAUGCCAGCGAGAAAGAAGACACCAGGCACAAACAAGAAUACUUUGCUACCGUGAAGCUGAUGUACUCAGUCGGUUAUGGUGUGUCGCUAGGCUCUCUCUGCAUCGCCGUCUUCAUCUUCUGCAUCUUCAGGAAGCUGCUGUGCACUCGCACCUGCAUCCACCUCAACCUCUUCUCCUCCUUUAUCCUGAGGGGCGUAGCAGUGUUUGUGAAAGAUGGUGUGUUAUUUGCUGACCAGACUAUUGAUCACUGCACCUUCUCCACGGUUGCGUGUAAAGCUACGGUGACAUUCUUCCAGUUUUCUGUUCUGGCAAACUUCUACUGGCUGCUAGUGGAAGGAUUGUACCUGCAGACUCUUCUGGUGUUCACCUUUACCCAAAAGAGGGCCAUCUUCUGGUGGUACACGCUGAUCGGCUGGGGAACCCCGUCUGUGAUGAUAAUCAUCUGGAUGCUCUUAAAGCUUCAGUUUGACAACCAGGGAUGCUGGGAUGACUUGGACAGUGGUCUUUGGUGGAUAAUCAAAACACCCAUCCUCCUCUCAGUUUUUGUGAACUUUCUCGUAUUUGUGAACAUCAGUAGGAUUAUUGUGUUGAAGACAAAGACCCCUGACUGUCAUUCAGGAGAAAGACCACUGUACAGGCGGAUGGUGAAGUCCACUCUGCUGCUGAUCCCUCUGUUUGGAGUCCAUUACACUGUGUUCGCCCUGUUCCCGGAGCAUGUGGGGCUGGAGGCCAGACUUUUCUUUGAACUGGUGCUGGGAUCCUUUCAGGGCUUCAUUGUGGCGUUGCUGUACUGCUUCAUGAACAGCGAGGUUCAGGAUGAACUGAGAAAGGUGACUGGCAGAUGUUGGUCCCAGAGCAGAAACAACGUGCUCAAUAUGGUCACCCAAGACUUUACAGGCUAGUUGACGGGAGAUGAUUAUUAUGAUCUUCGGAAUCUUGACCAGCUAGUUGGAUCACAGCAACAUUUCGAAUUUUUACUCACCACUUAUCAUCAGUGGAACCGCUAUGGAAAUGAUGAGCAGCUUCAACUUCACAAAAUUUUCCACUUACCUUAAAUGUAGCCAUUCAGUCAAGAUAUUGAGCUACUUUAGUUUUAAACCAGAGCUACAAGGCAAUGCAGGUGUGUGGA
Pygocentrus nattereri (red-bellied piranha) is the source of this 1561-nucleotide messenger RNA. RefSeq names its product growth hormone releasing hormone receptor 2 (gene ghrhr2). Gene Ontology annotation, molecular function: peptide hormone binding; G protein-coupled peptide receptor activity. Lineage: Eukaryota; Metazoa; Chordata; Actinopteri; Characiformes; Serrasalmidae. Gene Ontology annotation, cellular component: plasma membrane. The record is from RefSeq and is a predicted model, not a curated record. The transcript has 13 exons. Bases 36 to 1334 code for a protein of 432 amino acids. Gene Ontology annotation, biological process: cell surface receptor signaling pathway; adenylate cyclase-modulating G protein-coupled receptor signaling pathway.